Brachypodium distachyon (stiff brome) is the source of this 2075-nucleotide messenger RNA. Its product is annotated as tubby-like F-box protein 5. Gene Ontology annotation, molecular function: protein binding. The coding region runs from base 492 to 1778 and encodes 428 amino acids. The transcript has 4 exons. Lineage: Eukaryota; Viridiplantae; Streptophyta; Magnoliopsida; Poales; Poaceae. The record is from RefSeq and is a predicted model, not a curated record.
CAACCCCUUCUUUUAUUUCCUGCCUGAUACAAACCACAAGACGCCCCAGUCCUUCUCCCCUAUCCAACGCCAUUGCUACCGCCGGCUGGCUUCCUCACCGGCCGGAACUCGAUCUACCAUCCUGCCCCAACGCACCGGCCGCGUCGUCUUCGUCCUUUUCCUGCCGCGCCCCCCCCCCCCCCCCCCACCCACCCACACACACACACCUAGUCUCCCCUCGACCUCCUGCCCCCUGGUCGUCCGGCGCGGAGAUCCAGCUUGGGUGCGGUGUGGGGGGGCCUGAUUGUCGACCUCCAGAGCGAGCACGGCGUGGGGGAGGAAGGCGGCGGCAGCAGCUGGUGGACAGUGAAGGUGAGAUGGGGGGAGGGUACCCUCUCCCUGCGGCCGUUGGCGGACGGGGAUCCCGAGGGCGUCCAUAGAUCUGGCGAAGAUGGAGGCUGAGUAGGGAAGCUGUAAGUUUGGGGAACGGUUUGGGGUUGCUCUAGGUUGCAAUGUCUCUCAAGAGCAUUGUGCGGGAGCUGAAGGAGAUGAGGGACGGCAUCGGGAGCAUGUCGAGGCGUGCCGGCGGCUCCGAUGGUCGCGUCGGCCACGGCCACAGCCGCGGGGGGUCGCGGCAUUCUUGGCCCGGUCUGUGGCCGGAGCCACAGUCGCAGCCACAGCGGCAGGGUCAGGAGCCGCAGCAGCAGGGCCAGUGGGCGAACCUGCCGCCGGAGCUGCUGCUGGACGUGAUACAGAGGGUGGAGGCCAGCGAGGCGGUGUGGCCGUCGCGGCGCCAGGUCGUGGCGUGCGCUGCCGUCUGCCGGUCCUGGCGUGAGGUCACCAAGGAUGUGGUGAAGACUCUCGAGGAGUGUGGCAGGAUCACCUUCCCGAUCUCCCUAAAGCAGCCGGGGCCUCGUGAUCAUCCGGUGCAGUGCUUUGUGAGGAGGGACAGGGCGACGUCUACUUAUCUCCUCUACCUGGGGCUCAGCCCAUCUCUGCAUGUGGAAAACGACAAGCUUUUGCUUGCAGCCCGCAAGAUCAGACGUGCCACCAGAACUUCUUUUGUGAUAUCGCUGAUCUCUGAUGAUUUUUCUCAUUCUAGUAGCACCUAUGUUGGCAAACUGAAACCAAAUUUCCUUGGCACAAAGUUCACAAUAAUCGACAGCCAGCCUCCUUGUGAUGCUGCCGUAUUGCCAAACAACAGACCAAGUAAACGACACUCGAAGCAAGUAUCACCCAGACUACCAUUAGGUAAUUACAAUGUUGCUACUGUCUCAUAUGAGCUCACCGUCCUGCGCAAUCGAGGGCCAAGGAGAAUGCAGUGCACAAUGCACUCGAUACCAGCCUUGUGUAUUCAGGAAGGCGGGAAGGCCCCAACUCCUACUGGCAUCAUCCAUUCACUUGAUGAUCAAGUGUCCACCUUGUCAACUAGCAAAGGGAAGGAACCUAAUGUAGAAUUUUCGUCAACAAGCCUGAGCACGGAUUUAUCUGGACAAAUUUGUACUAGUGAAGCACCUAUGCUUCUGAAGAAUAAAGCUCCUCGCUGGCACGAGCAGCUGCAGUGCUGGUGCCUCAACUUCCGCGGGCGGGUCACUGUAGCAUCAGUGAAGAACUUCCAGCUUGUUGCCUCGGUUGAUCCCUCUCUUGGUGUUCCUGCAGCGGAGCAGGAAAAAGUUAUCCUCCAGUUUGGGAAAAUCGGAAAAGACAUAUUCACGAUGGACUAUAGGUACCCGCUCUCAGCAUUCCAGGCUUUUGCAAUCUGCCUGACUAGCUUCGACACCAAACCGGCGUGCGAAUAACUGAAGAAGGCAUUAACUGGGCCUUGAUUCUACUUUAGCUCAGGACAUUACCUGCCCCCCUGCAUGCUGUAAAUCCUCAAAUCUUUGUUUUCUCUGGACGCUGCCCUGGGGAAAUGGUAGGUAGAUUGGUAGUUUUGUCAGAUCAAGAUGGGCAAUGAUAUCUCUGUAUAUUGGCAAACCCCAGGAAGAUUUGAGUGAUCUGCUGUAACCAACUGCUAUGUAUUAUUGUUCUUGUAAUGUUUAGCAGUGACAUGGCGCUGCCUUUUAUGGAUAAUAGUAUGGACAAUGUUCUAGCUA